Perca flavescens (yellow perch) is the source of this 7180-nucleotide messenger RNA. It is a transcript of the gene plcg1, whose product is annotated as phospholipase C, gamma 1. Lineage: Eukaryota; Metazoa; Chordata; Actinopteri; Perciformes; Percidae. The record is from RefSeq and is a predicted model, not a curated record. The transcript has 33 exons. Gene Ontology annotation, molecular function: protein binding; phosphatidylinositol-4,5-bisphosphate phospholipase C activity. The coding region runs from base 389 to 4312 and encodes 1307 amino acids. Gene Ontology annotation, cellular component: ruffle membrane. Gene Ontology annotation, biological process: phosphatidylinositol-mediated signaling; phospholipid catabolic process; positive regulation of epithelial cell migration.
UGACUCCGCCGAUUGACAUCUGUGCUGUGGUGGUCGGCUGGGGGGGGGGAAGGGCCUGCGCUAGCUACAUCUGAGAGCAGACAAACUUGCGAAGUCGUACCACGGUUCUCGCUGUCUGCAUGCCUCUCUCUAUGGACGGCGGGAGGGUAGAAGAGGAAACGGGGAUUGUUGUCGUCGGGACCGCAGCGCUUUUUCAGGGCCUAGCGAUGAUUUAAUCACGGCAAACCGGUGUGUGGGGGGCAAAGGAGAAGGAGAAAACGACGGGAGCGCGAGAGGAGCAGCCGUUGGAGAUGUGCGGUCGGGCCGAGAUUGCAGCGGUAUCCCUGUCUAGGCCUGGACUGAGCAGAUUGUUCUGAGAGGAAACGGACAACAAACAGGGGAAGUGAACAUGGCUGGGACUUCAGGGUUCUUUUCCAACGGACCUGUUCCUUGGAUGGACAACGACACAGAGAUGAACAACCUGUACAGAGACUUGGAGCUGGGCACAGUACUGACACUGUUUUAUUCUAAGAAGUCCCAGCGGCCAGAGAGACGGACAUUUCAAGUCAAACUGGAGACCAGGACUAUUAUCUGGACUCGGGGCACGGAUAAAAUAGAGGGAGAGAUUGACAUUCGAGAGAUCAAGGAGAUCCGUACUGGACAGAAGUCACGGGACUUUGAGCGAUAUGUGGAGGACUCAGCAACGAGGCUGGAGCAGGCUCACUGCUUUGUCAUCCUGUAUGGCACAGAGUUUCGCCUUAAAUCCCUCAGCCUGGCAGCAACGUCGGAUGAGGAGAUGACAAUGUGGGUGAAGGGGUUAAACUGGCUUGUGGCCGACACACUGAAGGCUCCGACACCGCUUCAGAUAGAGAGAUGGUUACGUAAGCAGUUCUACGCCGUUGAUCGCAACAGAGAAGACCGGAUAUCCUGUAAGGAUCUGAAGAGCAUGCUGAGCCAGGUCAACUACAGGGUGCCCAACAUGAGGUUCCUCCGAGAGAAACUUCCGGACUCAGAGUUGAGGAAUGGAGACGUGUCCUUCAGCCAGUUUGCCCAGCUCUAUCGCAGCCUCAUGUUUGAUGCUCAGAGAAGCAUGGAAAUCCCAGUAAUACAAAGGUUCAUUGACAGACCAGAACAGAGGAUCUCCCUUGACGACUUCAAGGGCUUCCUCCUGGAGUCUCAAAGGGAAAUGUGGGCCACAGACGACAACAAAGUUCAGGAGUUUAUGUUCAACUACCUGAAAGACCCCCUGAGAGAAGUGGAGCAGCCUUAUUUCCACCAAGACGAGUACCUGACAUACCUGUUCUCCAAAGAGAACAGCAUCUGGGAUUCCUCCCUGGACCAGGUGUGUCCUGACAAUAUGAGCAACCCCCUGUCCCACUACUGGAUCUCCUCUUCGCACAACACCUACCUGACGGGAGACCAGUUUUCCAGUGAGUCGUCCCUGGAGGCAUACGCUCGCUGUCUGAGGAUGGGCUGCCGCUGUAUUGAAUUGGACUGCUGGGAUGGGCCAGAUGGAAUGCCAGUCAUCUACCACGGACACACACUUACAACAAAAAUCAAGUUUUGCGAUGUUUUGACCACCAUCAAAGAGCAUGCCUUCGUCACAUCCGACUAUCCCAUCAUCUUGUCCAUCGAGGACCACUGUAGUAUUGUGCAGCAGAGGAAUAUGGCUACUUACUUUAAGAAGGUGUUUGGAGACAUGCUGCUGACCAAGGCAGUGGAUAUCGUGGCAGAUGGCCUGCCCUCACCCAACCAGCUCAAGAGGAAGAUCCUCAUCAAGCAUAAGAAGCUUGCAGAAGGCAGUGCUUAUGAGGAGGUGUCCACCUCCACUCCCUACUCGGAGAAUGAUAUCAGCAACUCCAUCAAAAAUGGCAUCCUGUACCUGGAAGACCCCAUUAAUCAUGAGUGGUAUCCUCAUUUCUUUGUCCUGACCAGCACUAAGAUCUACUACUCGGAAGAGACCUCCAGUAACCAGGGUAACGAUGAUGAGGAGGAGCACAGAGAGGUUUCCAAUGGUAUGGACCAGCACGUGACAGAGAAGUGGUUCCACGGGAAGCUGGGCGCGGGGCGGGACGGGCGGCAGAUAGCCGAGAGGUUACUGUCGGAGUACUGCCUGGAGACCGGCGCUCCUGAUGGCUCCUUCCUGGUCCGAGAGAGCGAGACCUUUGUGGGAGACUACACACUGUCUUUCUGGCGUUCAGGGCGGGUGCAGCACUGUCGUAUCCACUCUCGUCAGGAGGCAGGCAGCCCCAAGUUCUACCUGACUGACAACCUGGUGUUCGACACGCUCUUUGCCCUGAUCAACCACUACCAGCAGGUGGCACUGCGCUGCAACGAGUUUGAGAUGAAGCUGACUGAGCCGGUGCCUCAGACCAAUGCUCACGAGAGCAAAGAAUGGUACCAUGCCAACCUCUCCAGGAGCCAAGCAGAAAACAUGCUGAUGAGGGUACCUCGUGACGGGGCUUUUCUUGUAAGGAAGAGGGCAGAACCCAACUCGUUUGCCAUUUCCUUCAGGGCCGAGGGAAAGAUAAAGCACUGCCGCGUGCAACAGGAAGGUCAGACUGUGGUGCUGGGCACCUCCGAGUUUGACAGCCUAGUAGAUCUCAUCAGCUACUAUGAGAAGCACCCUCUGUACCGCAAAAUGAAACUCCGCUAUCCUAUCAAUGAGGACACACUGGAGAAGAUAGGCACUGCUGAGCCAGACUACGGGUCACUGUACGAGGGCAGGAAUCCAGGCUUUUACGUGGAGGCCAAUCAAAUGCCAACAUUUAAGUGCACGGUGAAAGCCAUGUACGAGUAUAAAGCCCAGAGAGACGAUGAGCUUUCCUUCAUUAAGAACGCUGUUAUCUCUAAUGUGGACAAACAGGAAGGAGGAUGGUGGAAGGGUGACUGUGGAGGGAAGAAGCAGCUGUGGUUUCCUGCCAAUUACGUGGAGGAGAUAAGUCCAUCAGCGGCGGAACCUGAUAGAACUCAGGAGAUGACAGAAAACAGCCCCCUGGGAGACCUGCUGAGAGGAAGUGUGGAUGUGUCUUCCUGUCAGAUUGUUGUGCGUACUGAUGGGAAGGGCAGCAGGCCUCAUGUCUUCUCCCUGGUGCCGAGCACCUCCAUGCGGACAGGCCCGUUUCUGGACAUAGCCGCCAGCAGCCAAGAAGAACUCAAGGAAUGGGUGCUCAAGAUCCGCGAGGUCACCAUGACCUCAGAGGCCAAGCUAGAGGAAGGGAAGAUGAUGGAGAGAAGGAAGAAGAUUGCACUGGAACUGUCCGACCUGGUCAUCUACUGUAGGCCUGUGCCGUUUGAUGAAGACAAGAUUGGCACAGAGCGGGCCUGUUUCCGGGACAUGUCAUCCUUCCCUGAGACCAAGGCAGAGAAGUACGUCAACAAGGUCAAAGGGAAGAAGUUCCUGCAGUACAAUCGACUGCAGCUGUCCAGGAUCUACCCCAGAGGCCAGAGACUAGACUCCUCGAACUACGACCCUCUGCCCAUGUGGCUCUGUGGGUCCCAGCUGGUCGCACUAAACUUCCAGACAGCAGACAAGCCCAUGCAGAUGAACCAGGCUCUGUUCAUGCUGAACGGAAGGAGCGGCUACGUCCUUCAGCCGCCCAUCAUGAGGGAUGACCACUUUGAUCCCUUCGACAGACUUACGCUACGAGGCCUCGAUCAAGUCACUGUAGAGAUAGAGGUUUUGGGCGCGCGGCACCUGCCCAAGCACGGACGCGGCAUAGUUUGUCCUUUGAUCGAGAUCGAGGUGUGUGGGGCAGACUACGACAGUGCCAAGCAAAAAACUGACUCCGAAGCUGAUAACGGUCUGAACCCCACGUGGCCCCGAAAGCCAUUCCAGUUCGUAGUAUGCAACUCUGCCUUUGCCUUCUUGCGCUUUGUGGUUUAUGAGAUUGACAUGUUCAAUGACCAAAACUUCCUGGCGCAGGCCACAUUCCCCAUUCACAGCAUCAAGAAAGGUUACCGGUCCGUACCUCUGAAGAACAGCUACAAUGAGGAUCUGGAGUUGGCUUCUCUGUUAGUCCACAUAGACCUCAUCCGUGGCAGGGAUGAAAACGGAGAGGUUCUGAGCCCUUUCCUUGCAGUCGGGGCCACGUCAGUGUCAACGUCUGCCCAAGCUGGGCGGGACCGUUUGGGGGAUUCCGUGUCUUCGACUUCCUCCAACAUGUCUCCUGUGCCCCAGUCGCCGGCCCAGGCCACGGCCUACAGGGGGAGAGAGGGCUCCUUUGAAUCCCGCUACCAGUCCCCUCUAGAAGACUUCAGGGUGUCCCAGGAGGCACUGUUGGACCACAUGGACCCACAGAACAGACAAACAAGUCUCUCACCACUCGCCUGAUGAGAAGGAGGGACUCGGACACAAGAGAAGAGGGAGGGCCGCUGAGAGGAAGCUGACCGCUGCGGACAGGAAGGAGAAACGGACAUUCACAGGAGAACAAAAACAAGGCUGAAAAAGUUCCCGCUCUGGACUGGUUGUUUGCGGGGCGGGUUGUCCUCUCUUGUGUUUUUAGGUGUGCACAACAUCUGCUUAGUUUGGCGGCUAAGAGAAGGGAAAGCGAGAGUUGUAAAAGGUAUCAGUUUGAAACUGUUUCCCAGUUGAGUUUCUUUGCUUUUCUCUAUUAGGCGUAUAUGAAUAAUAUGUAUUUAUUCCUGCUGUGCUGUUGGCCGGAGAACAGCAGCAGCUGACCUGCUCUCAAAGAGCUCCCGUCUCCAUGUUUUUAAUUAUUGUAAUUAUUUAAACCUUUAAACAUUCAUGAUGUGAUUUUUUUUUUUUUUUUUUUUUUAAAUGUAUAUGUGUUAAACAUGAGGGCUCUCUACGGCUAUUUUAAUAUAUCUCUGCUUUGUGGAGGAAAUUAUGUGCAUCCAGUCAAACUCUAACCCUAAUUUUUUUUUAGCCAUAGCUUGUUUGUGUUGGAAACAGUGAGAGAACAGCCAGCAUCAUGUCAUGUCUGCAUACACAAACACACACAAGCUUUUUAUUUAUUUCUAACAUACAUUCCAAAUAACUGCACAUCAUUCCAUUUUCCUGCGUUGCAGGUGCCUUUACAAGCCAGUCUGACACAUUCAAACUUUUGUCUCCCUUGACAGUCUUACUUCACAUUGAUUAUGUCUGUAGGGUCUCUAACUGUAAUAAAGCAGGACCAGGGAUACAUGUUGACCCAGAAGAGGUUGUAGUCUUGAGUGUGAAUGACACUUCUGUUUAUAAUUUUGUUCUCCUUCUGAUUUUUGCCUGUUAGUGGGCCAUUUGAAUGGCAGCACAGUUAUCUUGUCAAUCAAGGGAGAGUUCAUAGAGCUGCAAGGUUACGGCUCAAAUGACAAUACUGAUAACUGCUGGAUAAUUUAAUAAAUUUUCAGAAUAACAGUGGUUUGAGGAACAUAAUUAUGUACUCACAUAUGAAAACUUUUUCAUUUACAGAGAACAUUCAAAAUAUUUCACAUUUGUCAACGUACCAAACGAAAUGUGGAAAUUAAGAUUGUAAUACAAUUACGCAAUAACUUUGCAGCCUUGUGUUUUUGUGAUGGGAUAUUUUGAAAAUGUAGUUAAUUUUACUGACAUUUCAUGUCUUAAUAGAAAAUAAGGCCCUUUUGUUCUGUGUUUUUAAUUAGUUGAGCAUUACUUUUCCCGACAACUGACAGCCCUAUGACUACAGUGAAUAUAACAACGGUCACUGGUUCCUGUGAGCAAGUUUAAGUUCUAACAGCUGUGUUUUAGUAGUGGUUUUGAUGUCUGAAGCAAAGGUGUUUUACUGCAACAAGCUGUUUUUGAUUUUAUUUGUUGGCAUUUGUACAACAGGAGUUCCCCGUGUUUUCAAAGGGAAUUCAGUAUUGUUGCCAAGUGAGAAGGUUUGCAUUGCCGGUGUAAGGCAUCAAGAAAACAUGGCGUAUACUACUUGCUGGUACAUUUUGCUGCAGCACAAUAAUAUAAGGCAUCUUUGUUUUUGUGCUGCCGUGGUGUUCUGGGCGAGUGUUGUCACAGCACCAAGCUGCUUCUCAGAAACGUGUGAAGAUUUUAAGUUACACUGCCAUGAUAAACCGUUAAAUUGCCACUGCCGUGAAUGUAUUUGUGAUGAAAUGUGCAAAAUUGCAGACUUGGCGUAAACAACUAGGUCAAAGUGAAUGUCAAAUGCUACACAAUUCAUCAUUCCCAAUUUUAGAUUCUUAUUCUGGCUUCUAUUCAUAAGUGUUUGUCUAACUUGGUAAUUAAGAGUCCUCUUGAGUUAAAUGUUGGUGCGCUUAAAAGUGCAGGGGCUUCUCAUUUCCUGCGUUUGUGGUAUGAGCGUGUUAGGCAGGCCAAGUCUAAGUUUCAGACUUAGUUGUUGCUGUGGUUCGGAGGCUGGUGGAUGACAAAGAUGCCGGGGGGGUCGAGGUAGAGGCCUGUGUUCUGGUCCUUCAGUGAGCCCAGACGGAGCUUGUAUCUAACCGAUGCUGUUAAUCUUUCCAGGUUCAUAUCAGAAACAGUGUUUUCUCUGCUUGUAUGUGAUGACUAUAUGAUGUAAACUCAGUAUUCUCACUCAGUGUUUGACCACUGAGACACACCUAAGCCAUAUGGUAUAUUUUAAGUUAAGGUAAAAGCAGGGACAGGAGUUAAUACUUGAGGUCUCAACAAAAGUUUUUUUAGCAUCUUGGACCCCAAUAUUAAUCCCGCAGCUCCCCGAUAUUACACUUAUUUUUGUUUUUCCUCCCGUGGUCGAUAAAUGGUCUUUGUGGAGAGCUCUCCCUCCAAUGCUGCAUUGCUCUUAUUGCUGACCUGUCUGCUAAUGUCUGUGUGCCUCUGUCUGUGUACACAUCAAACUAAAGCCACAUCAUUCACCUCCUCUGCUGGGCUUUAAGCACAUGCACAGCCACAGUACACCCACACAGGUGCUGUCACUGAUUUUGACUGAUAGGAACUCCGCAGCACUGUGUGAGCAUGUAUAGACCUCUACUGUUCAGUUUGUUGUACCAGUUAUGGCGGGACAACGUAAACUCUCACCAACCUGUAAAGAGGUCUAACCAGAAUAAUUAAGUGUCUAUGUGAUGGCCCAUUAGUUUCUUUUGCUUUGUUUUUUUUCUCCAAUCUUGUCUGUUUUGUUACCGACAGUCUCAUUUAUAACGCCUUUCUGUAAUGUGCCUAAACUAUGGAGAGGAAAAGUAUUCAUUUUAAUUUUGCCUUUCAUAUGAAACAUAUUCAAGCCUGAAAAGUAAAUAAAAUACUUACUACUUUAUA